Molecule: messenger RNA, 3995 nt
Organism: Plutella xylostella (diamondback moth)
Lineage: Eukaryota; Metazoa; Arthropoda; Insecta; Lepidoptera; Plutellidae
Source: RefSeq, a predicted model, not a curated record
AUGUCAGUUAGGAUCAUGGUUUGUUGUUGUGUUGUUGUCAGCCAGCUUGUCAGCAGAUUUUUUCAGCUGAUAUUCUCUGUGUUUCCCGAUUACAAUAUGAUCCGGCAAGGCAGUAUAGACGACAUAAACCAGCAACAGUUCUUAAAAGUUUCCAAUUAUGAAGACACCGUGAGGCAGCUAGACAUAUAUUAUGCUAUUGUGAAAAGACAACUCCUUAGACACCAGAGCCCCAUCACAGGGCUAUUCCCAGUACUGUCCUCAGACUUGCACAUUGGCAGUGUAAGAGAUAGCAUCUAUUGUGCAGCAGCAGUAUGGGGCCUUUACCAAGCAUACAGACGCAUAGACGAUGACCGCGGCAAGUCGCACGAGCUAGGUCAAAGCACAGUGAAAUGCAUGAGGGGCAUCCUAGAAUGUUGGGUGAAGCAGUCGGCGCGGGUGGAAGCCUUCAAGACGCGGCAGAGCGCCGCGCACGCGUUGCACGUCAAGUUCCACCUCACCACUGGGGAGCCGGUGCUGACGGAUGAGCAGUACCACCAUCUGCAGAUUGAUGUUGUCUCCCUCUAUCUGCUGUUUCUUGUGCAGAUGAUCACAUCUGGGCUGCAGAUUAUUUAUACUCAGGAUGAGGUGGCGUUUGUCCAGAACCUGGUGUACUACGUGGAGCGCGCGUACCGGACGCCCGACUACGGCAUGUGGGAGCGCGGCUCCAAGUACAACGACGGCACCCCAGAGAUUCACGCCUCUUCUAUAGGUAUGGCGAAGGCGGCUCUCGAAGCCAUCAACGGCUGCAACCUGUUCGGGGACAAGGGCGCGUCGUGGAGCGUGGUGUACGUGGACAUAGAUGCUCAUAACCGCAACCGCAGCAUCUUCGAGACCAUGCUGCCCAGGGAGUCUAGCUCUAAGGGUGUAGACGCGGCAUUACUGCCCACGAUAUCGUUCCCCGCGUUCGCCACACACGAGGAGCAUUUAGUCCAGUUGACGAAGAGCAACCUGCUGCGGCGGCUGCAGGGCAAGUACGGGUUCAAGCGGUUCAGCAGAGACGGCUACAAGUGUGUGCUGGAGGACACUAAUAGAAGAUACUACCACGAGGGCGAGCUGAAGGAGUUCGACGGCAUCGAGUCGGAGUGGCCGCUGUUCUACGUGAUGAUGAUCAUCGACGGCGUGUUCCGCACGCUGCCCGAGCAGGUCGAGGAGUACCAGCGACUGCUGAAGGCCAGGAUCUAUAUGGACGAAAAUGGAGAUCCCGUGAUUCCCUGGUACUACUACGUGCCGCGCGAGGGUGUGGAAAAUGAGAGGAGUGAGCCCAACUCCGUGCGACGAAUACCUGCAAGCAUACCCGAUGAUAGUGAGAAUAAAGACACAGGGGGCCUAUUCCUGUGGGCGCAGUCCAUGUUCGUGCUGGCGCAGCUGCUGACGGGCGGGCUGCUACACGUCAACGAGCUCGACCCCAUCCGCCGGUAUCUGCCGUCGUACAACCGGCCGAGGCGGGGCGGGCGGUACUCGGCGUUUCAGGCCAAACCGGCAUUUGGCAUAGCGACAGACCUGGUGGUGCAGGUGGUGCUGAUCGCGGAGUCCAUGCGGCUGCAGGCCAUGAUGGGCACGUACGGCAUCCAGACGCAGACGCCGCACGAGGUGGAGCCCGUGCAGAUCUGCAGCUCGACGCAGCUGGUGCAUGUUUAUCGGGAGCUGGGCGUGUGCUCCAAGCUGAAGCUCACGGGGCGACCCAUCCGGCCUGUGGGGUCACUGGGUACUAGCAAGAUCUACCGCGUGUCGGGCAUGACGGUGCUGUGCUACCCGCUCAUCUUCGAGGUGUCGGAGUUCUACCUGUACCGCGACAUGGCGCUGCUCAUCGACGACAUCAAGACCGAGCUGCAGUUUGUUGGCAAAUACUGGCGACUCUCGGGGCGUCCCACGGUCUGUUUACUGGUGCGCGAGGAGCACAUGCGCGACCCGCACUUCAAGCAGAUGCUGGAUCUGUUCGCCAUGUUGAAGAAGGGACACUGUGAUGGAGUGAAAGUGCGCUUGGGACGCCUGCAGAACUUGAUAUCGAGCUCUUGCAUGGAGCACCUCGACUUCAUGAGCCAGGGCGAGUUCCCCUCGGAGAUAUUCACGCAGUUCAAACAGCUACAACACGAGUACAUCGGCUACCAGUCGCUGACCGACGUGCCGCGCGCCGCCGCCCGCGCCGACGCCGCCGUCUGCCUCGCCGACUACAAGCACAGGUCUACACCCGACAUCGUGUCCGCUUUAAGAGGAAGUGACAAUAUCUUCGCUCAAUGCCAACUGUGGGGCAUAUUGAAGGAGCGAGAAGGACCCAUGUAUGAGGUGAACGGCAAAACGGCGCUCGAAGCGCUAAAAGGCCUGUACCACGCGGCCGGCGUGCUGCGCGACUGGCGCGCCGUGCGCUACUGCUCCUCGCUGCUGAGCCACACCGUGGACUCCAUCAGCCCCUUCAUCACCACCGUGCUGGUCAACGGGAAGCAGUUGACAGUGGGCGUGAUCGGGCAGAAGGAGACGGUGUUCGACAAGCCGAUGACCCCCGGCGAGAUCCAGUCCGUCAUGUACUCCACCAUACAGCCCUAUGACGUCAUCGGGGCUGUGCUGCAACAGGAAGUAGUCCUCUACUGCGGCCGGCUAAUCGGCACGAACCCGGACAUGUUCCGCGGCAUCCUCAAGAUCCGCGUGGGCUGGGUGCUCGAGGCCAUCCGCACCUACCUGCGGGUGUGCCCGGAGGAGGGGGGUGAGGGGGGAGAGGGGGGCGACCUGGAGGCGCUGAGCCCCUACCGCCUGCGCUCGCUGUUGCAGCGCGCGCUGACGGUCAGCGAGUGGGCUGAUGAGCAAGGAUUGACUCCCUUACAAAGGCGGAAAUUAGAAGGCAGCCUGUGCAGAGUCCCCAAGCACUUCUACAUUCAAGUUUGGGAUAUACUACUGCGGACACCCAAGGGAAUUAUAGUGCAGGGCCACGCCAUCCCUGCGCAGCCAACCCUGGUGAACAUGUCCCGAUCGGAACUGUCGUUCGCGCUACUGGUUGAAGAAGCUUUGGUCCAGGUGUCAGCGCCGGAGCGGCGACAACUAUGCGUGGAGUUGCUCUGCGUGUGCGGCGCCAUCUUGCGGCGCAACCCCGAGCUGCGGCUGCGCCACGCGCUGCGCCUCGACGACCUGCUCGACGACGCCGCCGCCACCUAUGCGAAGGACACGGGCUCGCCGGAGUCGUGCGACAGCCUGGCCAGCGCGGCGGCGGCGGUGACGGUGGGCUACCUCGCGCGGGCUGUCGUCAACAGCGUGUUGCAGGCCGCCGCGCCCGACUUCGUGCCCGCCGCGCAUGACAACUGCCUUGUCGCUUAGGUAUAUAGGUACCUACUACGGUUGAUGAGAGAUGGAUACAAAAGAGGGUUGCGCAUGACAAGAUGACAACUGCCUUGUCGCUUAGGUAUACCUACUGCGGUUGAGAUGGCUACAUAUAGCGGCAAAAUGUUGUCGUGAGGAGCAUGUGAGAGAAGAGAGUGGAUGUUUUCGUCUACGCCACAUUAUUGUUCCUUGAAAGAAGCAUGCUGUGAAGGGAAAUCACGAAGACAGUAUGGCUUAUCUAAUGAUUGCAAAGGCAAUGAAAGUAGUUGAGGUCGAAAUGACGAAGCUGCUAUUCAAUUUUACUGUUAGAAGUUACGAAUAUUUCUUAUUGUUAUAGAUUUUAUAUCAAUGUUGUUUUUAGAAAAUAUGUUUAUAAUGUGAUGGCAGAAGACUAUGAACUGUUUAUAUUAGGUAUUAAUUAAGGCAUUAGUAAUUAAGUUUAAUAGUGCCAUACUAGAUAACUGUGAUAGAUGUUUUUCAAACAUAUUUUUUCUCGAAGUGGUCAAUAAAAAUCCGAUAGGUAAUCGGAUUCAAAAUGAAUUUAGGCGUGGAAAAACUUUACACUAAAAGACAUACAUUUGUAUUAUUUUAUAAGCGAUCAUGGUGAUAUUCAUAUUACUAUGUGAAUAAAAACUAUUUCAUAAACUGAA